Myotis daubentonii (Daubenton's bat) is the source of this 1937-nucleotide messenger RNA. RefSeq names its product SPNS lysolipid transporter 3, sphingosine-1-phosphate (putative) (gene SPNS3). Gene Ontology annotation, cellular component: membrane. Gene Ontology annotation, molecular function: transmembrane transporter activity. Gene Ontology annotation, biological process: transmembrane transport. NCBI's taxonomy places the organism in Eukaryota, Metazoa, Chordata, Mammalia, Chiroptera, Vespertilionidae. The record is from RefSeq and is a predicted model, not a curated record.
UUAGGGCAGCUGCUUUGAGGUUGGGCUGCUGGGAACCCACAGGAAGUGACUCGGUCCAGAGCUGUAUGCCUCCUGGGACAGGAGUUGCAAGCCAGCAAGGUGUGGGGCAUGUCUGCGGAGCUCCAGGAGCCCGGGCCAGAGGGGCCUCAGAGGUCCCCAGGGCCAGGCGGGCACUCAGGGGCCUCUGGCUCAGGUCAAUGUCCUCCUCCACCCACGCCUGCCCUCUGGAGCCUGCCCCGCUGGAGAGCGUAUGUGGCUGCUGCAGUGCUCUGCUACAUCAACCUCCUCAACUACAUGAACUGGUUCAUCAUCGCAGGAGUGCUGCUGGAUGUACAGAAGUUUUUCCGGAUCAGUGACAGCAGUGCUGGUUUGCUUCAGACGGUCUUCACCGGCUGCCUGCUGCUGUCGGCACCUGUGUUUGGCUACCUGGGCGACCGACACAGCCGCAAAGCCACGCUGAGCGUCGGGAUCCUCCUCUGGUCAGGAGCAGGCCUCUCCAGCUCCUUCAUCCCCCCCCAGUACUCCUGGCUCUUCUUCCUGUCCCGGGGAGUGGUGGGCAUUGGCACCGCCAGCUACUCCACCAUCGCGCCCACCAUCCUGGCCGACCUCUUUGUGAAGGACCAGCGGACCCGGGCACUGGCUAUCUUCUACAUCUUUAUUCCUGUUGGAAGUGGUCUGGGCUAUGUGCUGGGGUCAGCUGUGAAGGCGCUGACUGGGAACUGGCGUUGGGCCCUGAGGAUCAUGCCCUGCCUGGAAGCUGUGGCCUUGAUCCUGCUGAUCACGCUGGUUCCAGACCCGCCUCGGGGAGCUGCGGAGAAGCAGAGGGAGGUGAGGGACCUGAGGAGCAGCUGGUGUGAGGAUGUCAGAUACCUGGGGAGAAACUGGAGUUUUGUGUGGUUGACCCUUGGAGUGACAGCCAUGGCCUUUGUGACUGGAGCUGUGGGCUUCUGGGCCCCCAAGUUUCUGUUUGAGGCUCGCGUGGUGCACGGGCUGCAGCCUCCCUGCUUCCAGCAGCCGUGUGACAGCAAGGACAGCCUGAUUUUUGGGGCACUGACCAUUGUGACCGGCAUCAUUGGGGUUGUCCUGGGAGCAGAGGCUUCAAGGAGGUACAAGAAAGUCAACCCGCGGGCUGAGCCCCUCAUCUGUGCCUCCAGCCUGUUCGCUGCAGCCGUCUGCCUCUACCUGGCUCUCAUCCUGGCCCCGACCACUCUCCUGGCCUCCUAUGUGUUCCUGGCCCUUGGGGAGCUGCUUCUGUCCUGCAACUGGGCAGUGGUUGCUGAUAUCCUGCUGUCAGUGGUGCUGCCCAAAUGCCGGGGGACCGCAGAGGCGCUUCAGAUCACAGUGGGCCACGUCCUGGGAGACGCCGGCAGCCCCUAUCUCAUUGGACUGAUCUCCAGUGUCCUGCGGGCCAGACGCCCCGACACCUACCUGCAGCGCUUCCUCAGCCUUCAGCAGAGUUUCCUGUGCUGUGCUUUCGCCAUCGUCCUGGGGGGCGGCUGCUUCCUACAGGUUGCACUGCACCUGGAGCAGGACCAGGCACAGGCCCAGCAGCCUGGCUCAGGGACCCCGGAUGACAAGGAUGUGGAGUGCCAACGCCUGCUUCCUGGCACGGACGCUGCCACAGAGGACUCCUGAGGCCCCCUGUCCCGCAGCGAGGAGUCCCACCCACCCUGUCUGCAACCCGCUGUUGGUCUCCGCAGUGUCAGUGCCUCUGCUCACCCUUGGCUGUGGCUCCUGGACUCUGGCCGAGCUGCACCUGCCAUGUCUUUGCUCCCAGCUAGAGAGCUGGCCGUGCCUGUGGCGGGGCUGGGAAUGGAGCUAUCAGCACCCUCCGUGGGAGGCCUGGGCCUGUGCCUGCACCCAGCACGGGGCUGCUCUAGCCUGGGGUCCUCAGCCUGUCUGUCAGGAGGCCCUGAUUAAAGUGUGGCCAGUACAAA